Thunnus maccoyii (southern bluefin tuna) is the source of this 4279-nucleotide messenger RNA. Its product is annotated as neurogenic differentiation factor 4-like. NCBI's taxonomy places the organism in Eukaryota, Metazoa, Chordata, Actinopteri, Scombriformes, Scombridae. Gene Ontology annotation, molecular function: protein dimerization activity. The coding region runs from base 1181 to 2173 and encodes 330 amino acids. The record is from RefSeq and is a predicted model, not a curated record. The transcript has 2 exons.
UCAUUUUUCACCAUUUUCUGACAUUUUAUUGACCAAAUGACAAAUCAGUUGCAGCCCUGUUUAUGUGAAUAAUGUGAAAACUUGAAACUUCCAGUGCACGUACACAGAGAACUGACAUUUCAGUGUCCAGUAAGUAAAUAUCAGAAAUGUUCACCUAAACUAUUUGCAUAUUCAUAGAUUCUUGAUUUUACAAUUAGAAAGAAGAAGCAUGGUUUUAAAUAAGUUUAAUGUAACUUUUUUGUUGGAAAAAUAAAACAUUUUUUUUAUGUCAGUAUUUUUAUAUUAAAUGAUUACAUAUCUGGAAGGAAUCUUUACGUCAUUUUCAACUUUCAGGAUACUAAAAUGAAAUAAAUUUAGCUCCAAUGAUGAUGGAGCUACUCAAAAAUACUGACAAGCUAAUAAAUCAUUUCAUUUAGAGAGAGCUGCUCGAUCAUGCAAUGUGGGUCAUUUUGCUUUAAAUGAUUGAUAAUCCAGAGGGCACGGACCUAUAUUCUGCAACAAAUGAGUCCCAAAGACACUCUCGAUACUGUAACUGCACACCUCAUCUGCUCAGAGCUGCCUCUUGGGAGAAAUGAACUUGUUCAACAGCGUAUCUCCGCAGUGCGGAGGGAUGGAUGGCUGGAAGAGGGGACGGAGCAAACACCUGCUCACAUGCAACUUCAAGCUGUCACAUACAGUUAAGCUCAGCCGACUGAGCGCGUCUCCCCACAGCUCAAUGCAUAGCCUACGUGCUGCGGAUUUGGCGGCCACUCUUCCAAAGCAACAAAGAGCCGGGGCCUCUCCUGCCUGUCUGGAGAAUUUCAGAGAGCCUAUGCAUAUCUCCCGGACCCUACACACACACACACACACACACACACACACACACACACACACACACACACACACACACACACACACACACACACACACAGGCGACGAGCCACGGGCCGGCCACGCGCAGCUCCAGCGCGUCAGCAGGAAUUGGAUGGGAGUGAGGGAGGUGAAGGGGGAGGGAGGAGCUUUAUGAGUGGAGGUUAAAGCCAGAGCCCCCGCAGAGUGACCCGCACUGAGACUGGAGACAACACGGUACUUCUUCACUGUCUGAUGGACAGAGAGACCGGACUGUGAUCCGUAGAGAAAAGAAAACUAUCAUCUGACAAACUUCCAGAGGAGGUCCUGGGACACACCAGCACAGAGGACUAUGAUGAUUAAACCGUACGUGAGACAAGGGGAUGGCGAGGAGGACGUCAGCCCUCUGCAGUGGAUGGAUGGCGACAUGAGCUCACCUGAUGGAGACGCGUCAUCACACCACUACAGAGCGAGUGGCGUUAACCAGCAGGCCAGGGAGGUGGGGAGUGAGGAUGCUGAGGAAGAUGAAGAGGACGAAGAGGAAGGACAAGAGGAUGAAAACGGGUCCAAGCGGCGGGGGCCUAAGAGAAAGCGGAUGACCAAGGCCCGACAGGAGCGCUUCCGUGCCAGGCGUGUAAAGGCCAACGCCAGGGAGCGCUCACGUAUGCAUGGUUUAAACGACGCGCUGGAGAACCUGCGCAGCAUCAUGCCCUGUCACUCCAAAACCCAGAAACUGUCCAAGAUCGAGACACUACGGUUGGCCCGCAACUACAUUUGUGCUCUGUCCGAGGCCCUGGAGGGGGGUCUUUCCACAGAGAGCAGAGCUUUCAUGGAGACCAUGUGUAAAGGCCUCUCGCAGCCCACCACCAACCUUGUCGCAGGCUGUCUGCAGCUGGGUCAGACUCCAGGUGUCGGGGUGAGGCCUGAGGACAGACACGGAGUUCGGGCCCCGUCUACUCCUCUCGGUGGCGUGGUGAGCUACUCCUCUCCUGGCCUGCCGAGUCCGCCGUACGGCACUUUUGACUCUGCUCACCUGCUUCACCUGAGGGCGAUGAAAGGAGGAGUGUAUGAGAAUCACUCACCAAAUGAGUACAACGCCGGCGGAGUGGGGACCCCUCCUUACGAAGGCCCCCCUACACCACCUCUGAGCAUCAGCAACAACCUGGUGCCCAAACAGGAGCCUUCACCCCACUACUUACCCCCACAUCACUACUCGCCCUCCCCUGCAGAUCAAGGCCUGUAUCAGACUCAGACUGGCUACGACGUACACAUAGAGGGGCCGUAUGACUCCUACCAUCCGCCGCACAUGCCCCCCCGACAGAUAACCCCCAUCUACAGAGACUAAGAUGGAUCAGGAGGGUCGAUUCUGCUUCAGCCAUCGACACAACCUGACUGAUUGAGUCCGCUCUUCGAUUCUUCAUGAACACUGACUGACGUCUCUUAAGACCUUCUCAGUAGAAAGACUGAAAGUAGAAGAACUGUAGAAUAAAACUGCUUUGUUUACACGUGUGCUGCACAAUAGAUUAGCACUAAACAUCGUUGAAAUUAGAAAAUACUUGAUUUAAAACAUUUUCCUACAUUACCAAAUGUUUUAAGGGCCUUUUAAGUCCUAACAAGAAAUUUCACUUUGACCACAUAGUCGUGAUGGAUUAUCUGCUACAUCCUGUUAAUAUAAGCACUUCCAAUUUAGCUUUGGUAACAUCAGAUGUUCUACAUAAAUUAAAGUAUUUUUAUUUAUUCUCUAAUUUAAUACAGUAUAUAUGGGCUUUGUUCUGAUGUGCCAGUGUGUGUUUGGUUUUUCCUUUUGUAUAUAUAUUUGUGGUCAAGGCUUCUCUUUGUUUGCUACUUAGAUUGAUAGUUUCUCUCUUUUUUCUUUCUUUUGUGUCCCGUUUUCUUUGUUGUGUAUUAUUUUCAUGUUUUGCACUCAAAAACGCAUUCAGAGGUAGAUUUCAUAGCACAAUGUAGCCGAUCAUCGGAGGGUGUUGUCUGCAGAGGGAAGAUGUUUUGAUUUAUAGACAAAGAAAAAUGAAAUGGGAGAAAAUGAGCAAGGAGUUUAAGUGGGAGACAAGAAAAACUGUCAUUCUCAGGUUAACAUUGGAUAUAAUAUUUCCAACAAAUUUUGCAUUGGAUACAAUGUAAUUUUUUACUAUUUUUAAUUUUUGUUGAAUAAUUGAUGUUAUUAAAAUAUUAAAAAUCCAAUCAGCUAAUGGAUUCUGUGGUUGAUUUUUGUUAAAGUAGUUGAUACAUAGACUGAAAUGUCCUGGGCUGAUGUCAACACAUUAGUCUUCAUCUUUUUGUCUCAUACUACACCUUCAGCAUUUCAGCAUCCUGUUUACUCGCUAUUUUGUUUCUCAUUUUUCUACCCAGAUCUCAUGGUUUAGCAGCACUAAUCCUCUGGCCGUCUUUUAAUGAAAGGGCGGCUGUGCAAGGCGGGAUUGUAAGAUAAAGAUUUAUGAUUAACGUGGCUGCCCGGCCACACAGAUCCUCUCCUUCACUGACACUGGGACGGCAUAAUGCUGUCCUGAAAUUCACUCAGACCACAACUUUACACUCACAUAUGUAAUAAACGUGUGUAAAUUUAUACCCUUGACCUUUCAAAUACAGAGGCAUUUAUAAUACCUAAAUCAAGAUUUAUGGGGGUGAAGACCUUUCCCAUUGUUGAUGUAUCGAUAAAUAAUUAGAGAAACAUUAAAGCUGGAAAAGAAAAAAUAAUAAAGUAGAACAAUUGAAGAGGUAAAAAUUAAUACCAGGUUGGAAAUAUAAAACCAAGGUGAGAAAAUGAUAAAGACAAUAACAGACAUCUGAUCUAAGAGCAGCCACUUCUGUUCAUUCAUGUGUCUACGCUGGUCAGUGUGAAGGCCACCCACUGAGAGGUCAGUUGGGAAGGGUCACAAGGUCACACUGGGUCACAGCUAACUGGUGGGAAUGGUCUGAAAGAGUCACCAGUUGCAUCAUCACUCUGCUGGUCAAUUUGUCUUUCUGCAUCUUUCCCAUCUAGAACAGUGAGCGCUAGAUAAGUAUGAUGUUAGAGGUUAUAUUAUGGAUGAAACACUCAUAAUCCUGAUGAGCAUCCCACGCUUGACCUGCGUUUGGGAGAAAUAUAUCGCUUUGUUUUCACAAGGAUUAGUAUAAGCCUGUGUGUAUGUGUAUGUGUAUGUGUAUGUGUGUGUGUGUGUGUGUGUGUUUUGCGUUUGCAGUACUUACCAGGGAAACCAGGGACUGACUCUGAAGAGUGUGAUGAAUAACAAAAACAAGACAUUUUCGUGCUCCUAAGAGGCACAGACGAUCCCAAGACAAGACAUGUAGGAUAUUCCUUCUUUUAUCCACAUGAUAGAAUAAAAACAGAUGAUGGACUAAUGUCUCGAGAAAAUAAACCAUUUACCAUUUAAAAAAGGCAGUUUUUCACCCAAGUCAAACAAAGGACUGCAAUUGCCCUUACCCUUUUUGACCC